UGGGUAUUAGGGCGUAGCCAGGCGCGGCUACCACUUGGAAGGAGGAAUUUGGGGAGGGGCCAACCUAGGUCUAGGGGCUUGGCGGGAUCCCCCAAUCGAGAGGCGGGGCCGAUAGUGGGUGGGUUCUGGGCCGAGGAGGAGGGUCUUGGGGGGGGUCUGGGCAGCAGUACCACCCCUCUGGGACCCGGCUGGAAGGAGCACCCCCCUUUCUUCCCCAGCCUUUGGAUGUCACUGGACAGGAAAAGGAAUUCAAAGGAAGAGUGGGAAUUGACUCCUGGGGCUGGCGAAGCUUCCGGCACCGGUAAUGUUGAGACCACUGCAGCAAAACUAAAUCUCGAAGAGAAAGCAAUCCUCAACAAUUUGAUGCCUGCUUGCCAUGCUGGUUCAGAGUGGAGGAAGAAGAAAAAUGAGUUCCUGAGUCUGGAGAGAGGCCCACAGAAGGCCCCAUGUACUGCGGCCCCUACUAAAGUAGUCACAGAGCUGGGUUGUGAUGAAUCUCAGGGGAACACACAUGCAAGAUUCCAGUGGAGUCCCAGAAUUCAAGAUGCCUGUCACAGAGAUACACACGGAUUCCACACGGGGAGGGGUAUGGCUUGGGAGAAGACGGAAGACACCCUGUUCCUGGUGCAUGCUAAUGGGAUGAAUGCAAGACGGGAUACAUGGGGUUCGCAGCGAUGGUCCAGAACGGCAGAAAUGCUGACUUUUCCACCCAGCGUUUGGGGUCAUGGAUGCCAGCUGAUGGCUCUGCUUAGCUUUCAUUGUCACACCCGCUCAUCCUACCUGAAACUGAAGGGUGGUGCACCAGGAUUUAAACCCAGUGGCUCGGUCGACUCUGCCUUGUCCUUCGGUGCUAGGACAUUUGUGACAUCAUUCCACUUCAUUUGUCCAGACCGCAAGGAGUCCUGCAGCCCAGAGAGCAGUGGAGAGCCAAGAAAGAUGAGCUGA
Molecule: messenger RNA, 945 nt
Organism: Fukomys damarensis (Damara mole-rat)
Lineage: Eukaryota; Metazoa; Chordata; Mammalia; Rodentia; Bathyergidae
Exons: 6
Coding region: 226-945 (239 amino acids)
Source: RefSeq, a predicted model, not a curated record